Messenger RNA from Colletotrichum orchidophilum, 762 nucleotides. RefSeq lists its product as uncharacterized. Lineage: Eukaryota; Fungi; Ascomycota; Sordariomycetes; Glomerellales; Glomerellaceae. The record is from RefSeq and is a predicted model, not a curated record. Bases 1 to 762 code for a protein of 253 amino acids. The transcript has 5 exons.
AUGCAAAAGGCCACCUUUAAAGGCUUCAUCCUCGCAAGUUAUCUGGCAUUGUUGAUGCUGUCGAGGCGGGAUCGGUCUACCGCACCAUCUACCUUAUCCUUCCGCCCCUCUGCGAACGGCCUGACGUCGGCCGGGGAAGCGCAAGUGGGCUCUCAAAUCAGCGGCCUAAACCGAGCCAGCCGAACGCCAGCAACCAACCCCGGGCCAAAACCAGUGCCGAUCCUUUGUGGGCAACAUCUGACCAAUCCCCUCUCGAGCCUGUUGCGUGUUCGGGUCAAAGGACAGCAGCACCCCAUCGAGAACCUGGAAUACGCUCCGCUGGCCGCUCCACAGCGGGAACAUCAUUUGCCGCUCGUCUGGUUAGUCCGUUUGGGAAACCGCCGGUCGCACCCGGAGAGGGGAGGCGCCAUCAAACGUUCAGAACCUUACCGAGAAAAUUCCGGGGCUGCGGAAAUCCUCGCGUGGGGGGACACAGCUGGUGACACAGCAUCCAGUGCUUCAGCAGCCUCCCUUUUCCACGCCAUCUGCAUCAAGCACCCGGCUCUGCGCAAGUUGCCGAUGGCGGCUCUGAUCCGUAUCCGCCGUGUCUGCGAAGCCGAAGCACAGCAUUUGGGAACCGGAUUCAGCAUAUAUGGCAAGAAAGAGACCCUUAUCCCCGUCCCCGUCAUCCUCAUCCUCAUCACAAUUGCAUCCACGCCUACUUCACGUUCUCAAACGCUCGUUUUGGGCUGUCAAUAUCAGCGCAUAUUCCAGUCUUCCUAG